Molecule: messenger RNA, 972 nt
Organism: Triticum urartu
Lineage: Eukaryota; Viridiplantae; Streptophyta; Magnoliopsida; Poales; Poaceae
Source: RefSeq, a predicted model, not a curated record
AUGGCGCCAUCGUCCACGGAUGAGCAUGCCAUUGACGAGCUUGCCAUCACCAUCACCGAGCUUCCACUCGAGACGCGGUUCCCGCCCUUCCGUCUGAGGCAGUACGGCGGGUUCUGGCUGCUGGAGAAGUUCCUCCAGGGCGUUCCGGCCGUCCACUGCGUCUUCGAGCCGAGGCCGUCCGACGUCCUCCUCGCCAGCUUCCCCAAGCACGGCACCACCUGGCUCAAGGCCCUCGCCUUCGCCACGCGCAACCGGGCUGAGCACCCGCCGCGUGGCCUUGACCACCCGCUCCGCCGCCGCAACCCUCACGACAUCGUCCAGUACCUGGAGCUGCAGUUCGCGCAAUCCAUGGGCCACGUGGUGGCGGCGCUCCCUUCCCCGCGCGUGCUCGCGACACACCCGCCCUACUCCCUCCUGCCACGGCGCAUCACGGCGGAGGACUCGGGCUGCCGGAUCGUCUACAUCUGCCGGGACCCCAAGGAUGCAUUUAUCUCCUCGUGGUUCUUCACCAAGAAAACCGUGGCGGCGGUCGCUGCGCGGGCACAAGCCGGCGAGGAGCCGCCGCCGUACACCGGCCCGCAGUGGCAGCACGUGUUGAGCUACUGGGAGGCGAGCAGGAGGCAGCCGGAGAAGGUGCUCUUCCUCCGGCACGAGAAGAUGCUACGGAACCCCACGAGCAACGUGAAGAAGCUGGCGGAGUUCAUGGGGUGCGCCUUCUCCGGCGAGGAGGAGGCGACGGUGGUGGUGGAGGACAUCGUGGAGCUGUGCAGCCUCGAGAGCCUCAAGAACAUGGACGUGAACAAGAGUGGCAGCCAUGGUCCGCUGGCGCACGAGUCCUUCAGGAAGGGUGUGGCCGGGGACUGGAGCAACCACAUCACGCCCGCCAUGGCGGAGAGGCUCGACAAGAUCGUCGAGGACGCGCUGCAAGGAUCGGGAUUGACCUUUGAUGUCGCAGCAGAGCCGUCUGCAUGA